This is a messenger RNA of Chlamydomonas reinhardtii, 2218 nucleotides long. RefSeq lists its product as uncharacterized. The transcript is spliced from 7 exons. The record is from RefSeq and is a predicted model, not a curated record. Gene Ontology annotation, biological process: GTP biosynthetic process; CTP biosynthetic process; UTP biosynthetic process. Gene Ontology annotation, cellular component: centrosome. Gene Ontology annotation, molecular function: nucleoside diphosphate kinase activity; ATP binding. Bases 80 to 1222 code for a protein of 380 amino acids. Lineage: Eukaryota; Viridiplantae; Chlorophyta; Chlorophyceae; Chlamydomonadales; Chlamydomonadaceae.
AUUUGCACUAUAAACGUCAACAUUCAAUUUGCAUAACGCAUUGCAACGAGGCCCCAGGCGCGACUCCUGACUUCCAAAAAUGGCAGCCAACCUGCGUUACUGCUUCAUUUCAGAAUGGUUAGAUCCAGCGUCUGGCAUUCUCUGGAAGUAUCAGCUGUUCUACUAUCCGGAGUCGAAGGAGGUGGAGAUGGUGGACAUCAAGAACCGCCGGCACUUCCUUAAACGGACAAAGUAUGAGGAGCUCAAGCCCUCCCUCCUCUUUCUGGGCUCGGUGGUGACCGUUUUCAGCCGGCAACUGAAGCUCACAGAAUAUGGUGAUGAGUUCACGCGCAACAGAAUGGAGAGCCAGUCGGAACGGACACUAGCCAUGAUCAAGCCGGACGCGUACAAGAACAUGGGCAAGAUCAUCAAUGCCAUCUGCCAAAGCGGGUUCCUCAUCAGCAAGCUUCGCAUCGGCAAGCUGUCCAAGGAGGAGGCGGGCGAGUUCUACGCCGUGCACGCCGGUAAGCCCUUCGUGGACCGCCUGACGGACUUCAUGUCCAGCGGCCGCGUGGUGGCUAUGGAGCUGGUGGCGCCGGGGGCCAUCCGCAAGUGGCGCGAGCUCAUCGGCCCCACCGACAGCAACCAGGCCCGCGCGGAGGCGCCCGGCUCGCUGCGCGCGCAGUUCGGCACCGACAAGACCUUCAACGCCUGCCACGGCUCCGACGCACCCGACACCGCGGCGGAGGAGUGCAACUUCUGGUUCGGCCCCGGGCGCUACCCGGGCAAGUGCGACCUGGCGGCCGGGACCACGCUGUGCCUGGUCAAGCCGCACCUGGUGGCGGACGGCGCGGCGGGGCUGGUCAUUGAUCUCAUCCAGGAGUCGUUCGAGGUGACGGCCGGCGGGCUGUACAACCUGGACCGCAACGCGGCGGCGGAGUUCCUGGAGGUGUACAAGGGCGUGCUGCCGGCGGGCGACUUCAACUCAAUGGUGGAGCAGCUCACGUCCGGCGCCUGCAUCGCGCUGGAGGUGGCGGACCGCGACGGCGCUGACGCCGUGGAGCCGUUCCGGCAGCUGGCGGGGCCGCUGGACCCGGAGUUGGGCCGCGUGCUGCGGCCGGCCUCGCUGCGGGCGCGGUUCGGGCUGGACGCGGUGCGCAACGGCGUGCACUGCACCGACCUGCCCGAGGACGGCGUGCUGGAGGUCAACUACUUCUUCACCAUCCUGCCCACCGCGUCGUAGCACGCGCGGCGGGGUGCUGGUGGACAGGGGUGCUGGUGGACAGGGGUGCUGGUGGACAGGGGUGCUGGUGGACAGGGGUGCUGGUGGACAGGGGUGCUGGUGGACAGGGGUGCUGGUGGACAGGGGUGCUGGUGGACAGGGGUGCUGGUGGAGGGCUGGCGGGAGUGCGGCGGUGGACGGGAGGAGGGGCAGGCCACCGACGAUGCUUCAAGGAAACGAAAGCGCACGAUGCCGGGAGAGGUUGUCGCAGCUAGUUGGAAUGGUGUGGAGUGAUUGGUGGCGCUGGUGUGAGGGCUUGGUGGCUUGAAGCACGUCCUGGGAUGGGGUGGUUGGGGGGGGGGGAGUAUGUGCCCGAGCCCAACGACAUAGGAAAUGGGGGGGGACUGGACAUGAUGGAGGAGCGCAGGGUUAUGUGGUGGCAUGGACUGUGUUCGUAGGUUGCAGGUUUUGAAAUCCUCAGGCAAUUUGUGAGGUGUAGAGGCGAUGGCAAAUAGGGUGUGGCGUUGCGGACUUGCGGUGUCCGCAGUCCGCUCCAGUGCUGGGGUGUGGCUGGACCCCCGGUUGGUAAUAUGCCGCACGAUGCAAGCAGUAACGUCAUGCUUUUGGCUACCUGUACCUCUGAGCUGAUCCAGGUGAAGCAGCUCUGGCCUGCCGCUCCUUGUUCCAGCAACAACGGGCAACGGCUGGCCGUGGCUCUUGGACGUGGCUUCUGUGGCUCCAAGGCCCUUGUCACGCGUUUGCGUGAGUGCGUGACAGAGCGCAGGGCAGGCAGUCACAGUCUUCUUGGACGUACGGCACUCCGAGCCCUGACACACGGGCAUUAACAUAUUUCGCCGCUUGGCUGUAGGCGAGCACCACGGGGCCCGCAGCUUGUGGUGGGUCUAGCGGGGACGGUUUGGGACAUGGGGUUGUAGUUUGUACCCCCUCCCCCCUGGCAAAGGCUUCCCAAAACCUGGCUUCCAGAUGGAAGGAGAAGCAUUUUAGAGAGGCCUUCCA